This is a messenger RNA of Metschnikowia bicuspidata var. bicuspidata NRRL YB-4993, 1236 nucleotides long. Its product is annotated as GPI-anchor transamidase. The coding region runs from base 1 to 1236 and encodes 411 amino acids. The record is from RefSeq and is a predicted model, not a curated record. Gene Ontology annotation, biological process: GPI anchor biosynthetic process. The transcript is spliced from 2 exons. Gene Ontology annotation, cellular component: endoplasmic reticulum membrane; mannosyltransferase complex. Gene Ontology annotation, molecular function: GPI mannosyltransferase activity; alpha-1,6-mannosyltransferase activity. NCBI's taxonomy places the organism in Eukaryota, Fungi, Ascomycota, Pichiomycetes, Serinales, Metschnikowiaceae.
AUGCCUCACUUGAAGACUGUCAUUUACCUAGUCAUUCUUUUUUUCGCUGUGAAAUCCGCCCAAUUUGUGAUCGUUAUCUUGGGUCCAGCGCAGUUUGAUGUCUCAUCAUCGAUUCUUCUAGAAUCAUACCUGACUGAAAAAAUAGCGUUGUCUACAUUUGGUACCAGGAGUGAGCCGCUCAACCAUGCGCUUGGGAAAUCAGUCAGUUUGAUUCUAGACAGGUUUCUCGACCGGCUAGUGACUUGGGAUGCGGUGUAUUUUGCCGAUCUAUUCAGCAGGGGCAUUCUGUACGAACAUCAAUUCGUGUUUUGCCCCCUCUGGUGGCGGCUCAUACAUGUGAUUCCCGUAAACCCUGAAACGGGAUUCUAUUCCCGGCUCAUAUGGGCAACGGUGCUUGCGAAUUUGAGUCAUUUGGCGGCCGCAAUCGUGCUUUACUUCUACACGCUAACCGUUUUCAAAAGAGCCCGUAUUUUCUCAUCCGAACGCAUGGCAACAUUGGCGCUGAUGCUCUACGUAUGCUCUCCUGCAGCGGCGUUUUUGACUGCUCCAUAUUCUGAGUCAAUUGCAGCAUUGUGCAGCCUUUUGUGUUUAUUUGCAAGAGACGUCACAUGCAUCUACCUUGCCAGCGGCGCGCUAGCAGCACUCGCGUUUGGCUUCCGGGCCAAUUGCUUGUUAUUGGGCCUAGUCUACGUAUACGAUAUCGUAUACAAGAAAACCCAGACCCCUUUUUUGCCGCUAGCCGCCGGGCUGAUUUUGGGGGCCGCUUUUCUUGCCGCCCAGAUCCACAGUUAUGUGCUGGUGUGCCCUUCUGGCCGGGGAGCAUGGUGUGAAGCUAGAAUCCCCUCGUUAUUCGCGUACGCACAGUCGCACUAUUGGGGCAAUGGGCUAUUUCGGUACUGGACCUGGAACAACGUGCCGAACUUCGUAUUUGCCGCACCCACGGUAUUUUUGCUGGCGCUCGCUGUCAGGUACUUUGCACAGAUAUACCCGGUCGAGAGGACGUUGCCUGUUUUGGCGGUCAACUGUGUGUUUUUGUGCCUGGUGAUGUUGUUCGGGCACGUACAAAUCAUCACGCGCAUCCACACGUUCUUGCCCGUGGUGUACUGGGUGGUGGCCGGGCUUCUUACCCAGCCAGAUCCACGAGGCCAGAAAUGGGCGUAUAAAUGGGUGGCGUAUUUCGUGGUGUGGAAUGUGCUCCAGACGGCGCUUUUUUCUGCGUUCCUCCCGCCAGCAUAG